Leucoraja erinaceus (little skate) is the source of this 2104-nucleotide messenger RNA. It is a transcript of the gene dcun1d1, whose product is annotated as DCN1, defective in cullin neddylation 1, domain containing 1 (S. cerevisiae). The coding region runs from base 172 to 951 and encodes 259 amino acids. NCBI's taxonomy places the organism in Eukaryota, Metazoa, Chordata, Chondrichthyes, Rajiformes, Rajidae. Gene Ontology annotation, cellular component: ubiquitin ligase complex. The transcript is spliced from 7 exons. The record is from RefSeq and is a predicted model, not a curated record. Gene Ontology annotation, molecular function: ubiquitin conjugating enzyme binding; cullin family protein binding; ubiquitin-like protein binding. Gene Ontology annotation, biological process: positive regulation of ubiquitin-protein transferase activity; protein neddylation.
CGGCCUCACAACUUUCACUCUGUGUGUGUGUGUGUGCCGAGCGGGCGAGCGAGCGGGGGGGAGUGCGCUGCACUGCGCAUGAGUCUCACCCACCGUGACUGCUAAUUGUCCGUUUUUCUUCUUUUAUUUUUAAUAUAUAUAAUUUUUUAUAAGAGGCCGGAGCGCUUGAAGAUGAACAAGCUGAAGUCCUCACAGAAGGAUAAAGUGCGGCAGUUUAUGGUCUUCACACAGUCCAGUGAAAAAACUGCAGUAUGUUGUUUGUCACAGAACGAUUGGAAAUUAGAUGUUGCUACAGACAAUUUUUUUCAAAAUCCAGAACUUUAUGUUCGUGAAAGUCUGAAAGGCUCAUUGGAUAGAAAAAGAUUAGAACAGCUAUACCAUAGAUACAGAGAUCCGCAAGAUGAAAAUAAAAUAGGAAUAGAUGGUAUUCAACAGUUCUGCGAUGAUUUAGGAUUGGAUCCAGCCAGCAUCAGUGUACUGGUCAUUGCAUGGAAAUUUCGGGCAGCCACACAGUGUGAAUUCUCAAAACAAGAAUUCGUAGAUGGUAUGACAGAUUUGGGGUGUGACAGCAUAGAAAAACUGAAGAUUCUGCUGCCUAAAUUGGAAUUAGAAUUAAAAGAUCAAGCAAAGUUCAAGGAUUUUUACCAGUUCACGUUCAACUUUGCAAAGAACCCAGGCCAGAAGGGCUUAGAUUUAGAAAUGGCAAUUGCUUACUGGAAUUUAGUACUUGCUGGGCGAUUCAAAUUCUUAGAUCUAUGGAAUAAAUUUUUAUUGGAACAUCAUAAAAGGUCAAUACCUAAAGACACUUGGAACCUUCUGUUAGACUUCAGCUGUAUGAUAGCUGAUGACAUGUCCAAUUAUGAUGAAGAAGGAGCAUGGCCAGUGCUUAUUGAUGACUUUGUGGAAUUUGCACGACCACAAAUCACUGGGACCAGAAGUACAACUGUGUAGCAUUGGGAACCUUGUUGCAGAAUGUACAUGAUGUGUACAGAAUGAAAAAUACAGCAAAUAAUGCACAGUCAUUUCACAAUUAGUUAAUAAAAUGCAGAUCAACGGAUUGAAGUGAAGAUCAAUCCUUUCAUCCUAGCUGGAGGGUUGUUAACACCAAAAAGGACUUUUCUUCAAUCUUAUCGUAUUCAUUUAAUGGUGGUUUGGGCUUCUGUCUUAGUCAGGACCUCUAUGUAAAUUCAUCAACACUGAGUGUGAGUUCCGUCUGUAUACUCUUUGGGAUCCUGUACCGUUCAUCUUUUAUCCGUUUGGAGGACUUUUCUGAAAGGAUCAUUUAAUUGUGCUAUUUGACAUCAAGCACAUUGCUGCCUUCACUUGGAGCUGAACAGCAUUCUUGGACACAGGAAAUCUAUAUUUCAAAUGGAAUCGAUUCGAUCUUAGUACUUUUUAAAUUAUGUAAACAGGCAGUUAGACCAUCACAGAAACUUGCUUUAGCUAAUCUUUUAGCCAUUUUGUGUUCUAUGACAGAAUACGUGUCAUAAAGUCUUAUUUUUCUAUGAAGACUGGAUCAUUACUAUGCCUAUGCACCAAAUUGGGUCCUGCUCCAUAAAGAACAUGGCUUUAGAAUGGUGCACUUGUACAACUGAGAUCUGUGGUAAUUGCUGUUUGUUUUUCUUUAUUUUUAUCAAAAAGUUACUCUUCCAUCCCCCUUUCCCUGCUUCCCUUCCGCUUCCAUUUGACACAUUGCAAAACCUUUAAUCCAAGAAACAUCUUGUUACCAUUCUGAUACUGGAUUUUCAAUCUUGAAUCUUGCCUUCAGAUGUUUGCCCUGUACAGUGCCCUGAAAGGUAUUUCCAGUUUCCUUUCCUGCUGCAAAAUGCUCAAACUAAGAAUGCUGAAUUAGGUUAUGAUUAAAAGACUAAGCUGUUGACUGAGGAAAACUAAAAUUGCUCUGCUUUUUCCAGCUCGGGCAGGCCAUUACAAUGUCUAAAGGAAAAGACUGGUUGACCUUAUUUUUUAUAUUCAAUAAAAUUAAUGGAAAAAAGCGACUAGAAAUACCUCCGUCUUUUGGUUGGUGUUUGGAGCCAUUUACUUUUUUAAAGUCAAGUUGAAAAUGAUCUAUACUUUAAAGAAUGUAUUAAAGGCAAUUAUUUUA